This is a messenger RNA of Dioscorea cayenensis subsp. rotundata (Guinea yam), 1015 nucleotides long. RefSeq names its product GTP-binding protein SAR1A-like. Gene Ontology annotation, molecular function: GTP binding; GTPase activity. Gene Ontology annotation, cellular component: endoplasmic reticulum exit site; COPII vesicle coat. Bases 151 to 732 code for a protein of 193 amino acids. The record is from RefSeq and is a predicted model, not a curated record. The transcript is spliced from 3 exons. Gene Ontology annotation, biological process: endoplasmic reticulum to Golgi vesicle-mediated transport; vesicle organization; membrane organization. Lineage: Eukaryota; Viridiplantae; Streptophyta; Magnoliopsida; Dioscoreales; Dioscoreaceae.
GCAUUCUCAAUCCCUCUCCAACUUCUCCGCGUCUUCGUCUCCGGCCGUGCUCCUCUUCGUUCUCCGGCGACUCAUCGGUGCCGUCGUAGGGGGAUCUGAUCGAAUUCUCUUCGAUUUCGGCGUGAUUUGAGGUGAUUCAUUCUUGCAAUCAUGUUUCUUGUGGAUUGGUUCUAUGGUGUCCUUGCAUCGCUUGGAUUGUGGCAGAAGGAGGCCAAGAUCUUGUUUUUAGGGUUAGAUAAUGCCGGGAAGACAACGCUUCUUCAUAUGCUCAAGGAUGAGAGAUUGGUCCAGCAUCAGCCGACGCAGUAUCCGACGUCGGAGGAGCUGAGCAUCGGGAAGAUCAAGUUCAAGGCGUUUGAUCUUGGAGGUCAUCGUAUCGCUCGCCGUGUUUGGAAGGAUUAUUACGCCAAGGUUGAUGCAGUGGUAUACCUAGUGGAUGCCUAUGACAAGGAUAGGUUUGCAGAGUCAAAGAAGGAGCUUGAUGCUCUUCUCUCGGAUGAUUCUCUUGCCAUGGUUCCCUUCCUCGUACUCGGGAACAAGAUUGACAUCCCAUAUGCAGCAUCUGAGGAGGAGCUUCGUUUUCACCUGGGUUUAAGCAACUUCACCACUGGCAAGGGCAAGGUGAAUCUAGCAGACUCCAACGUCCGUCCUCUCGAGGUCUUCAUGUGCAGCAUUGUCCGCAAGAUGGGUUACGGUGAUGGCUUCAAAUGGCUUUCUCAAUACAUCAAGUAGGCGCAUGAAAAACUCGAAAGUACAUACAUCACCUUCUACUGUUAGUCCAGUCUAGUGUGAAGAACCCUUUCUUUUCUUGUUAAUUUUCCAUUUGGUGUUGGUAGGUUAUAUUUGGAGUCAUAGAGAAUGGAAACAAUGUAAAACUUUGUGAGUUAGGUUUUCUCAACUGCUUAUGCUCUUCCCUUUUUUUUUUUUCAAAUGAUGUUUUGAUUUUCAUGUGAUGUAGUAUACUUGCCUCCUCUCUCAUUUGGUUUUCUUUUCAUGUGUUAAUCUUUUACAUAUA